Molecule: messenger RNA, 735 nt
Organism: Coniosporium apollinis CBS 100218
Lineage: Eukaryota; Fungi; Ascomycota; Dothideomycetes
Exons: 3
Coding region: 1-735 (244 amino acids)
Cellular component (GO): membrane; cytoplasm
Source: RefSeq, a predicted model, not a curated record
AUGUCGGUCAAGUUCGAGAAAGAGACGCUCAGGACCACAAAUGUCCCCGGCGCGACCGACGCAAAGCAUGACCUCGCCCACAGUGUCGGCGCGGCCUUGACGCGCGGCGGCGGUGCCCAGGGCUAUCUCGCUGCCUAUCUCCAACAGCUCCAAUCGAACCCUCUCCGCACGAAGAUGCUCACAUCCGGCUCCUUGGCUGCCUUUCAAGAAUUUCUCGCAUCAUGGAUCGCGCAUGACCGCAACAAGAACGGCGGCUACUUCACGUCGCGCGUGCCGAAGAUGGCGAUAUACGGUGCCUUUAUCAGCGCGCCGCUGGGCCACUUCUUGAUCAACAUCCUCCAGAAGCUGUUCCGCGGCCGAACAAGCUUGAAGGCCAAGAUCCUACAGAUCCUAGUCAGCAAUUUAGUAGUCUCCCCCAUCCAAAACAGCGUCUACCUGACGUCAAUGGCCAUCAUCGCCGGAGCCCGCACCUUCCACCAAGUCCGCGCCACUGUGAAGGCCGGUUUCAUGCCCGUCAUGAAAGUCAGCUGGAUCACCUCUCCAAUUGCGCUUGCAUUCGCCCAGAAGUUCCUGCCGGAACAGACCUGGGUACCAUUCUUCAACAUGGUGGCUUUCGUCAUCGGAACUUACAUCAACGCGCACACCAAGAAGAAGAGGCUGGCGGCUUUGAGGAAAAAGCAUUACGGUGAUGGUGGGAGCCGAAGUGGUGAAUUCGACCGCCGGCCUGGCUACUAA